Molecule: messenger RNA, 1853 nt
Organism: Dalotia coriaria
Lineage: Eukaryota; Metazoa; Arthropoda; Insecta; Coleoptera; Staphylinidae
Gene: CCDC151
Product: Coiled-coil domain containing protein 151
Exons: 6
Coding region: 1-1800 (599 amino acids)
Biological process (GO): cilium movement; outer dynein arm assembly
Cellular component (GO): ciliary rootlet; cilium; ciliary basal body
Source: RefSeq, a predicted model, not a curated record
AUGUCGGCGAAACUGUGCAAACCUCAGCACGACGAGUUCCGCCUGCCGAAUCUCAAUAAAGAGAUUCUCGAAGUGAAAAAACGAAUUCAGCUAUCAGAGGGUCAACGUAAGGCACUCUUCGAAGAAAUCGCCAAUGAAAGCAAACGUGACGCUGAUGAAAUAUUGCGUCUGAAGAAGGAAAUCGCCAAGGUGCAGUUGAGUAUCUACGAAGAGCGGAAUAAUGUGUUGGGUGGGUUGCUGCCAAUUGUGCCGCCAUUACCUGCGACUGUGUCAUCAGCGCCAUGUAAACGUGUCACGCAGAUUUGUGGUGUUACACAAAAACCACGUAGGAGUUUAACUGCUGGUUCUAAUAGAAGUUCUGGGGAAGAAUGUGUGAAGAAGUUGUUAACAGGGAUUAUUAUCAAUGCAGGAAGUCAAAAAUCGUUGAAAGAUAUCGUAGAGUAUUUGGAUUUGCAUAGAAUAGAUAAAAAUAAACAAUUGGAUCUGUUGAGUUAUAAAUAUAAGCAGAAAGAAGCUAAAUUGAAGAGUUUAGCUGUGAAAUAUCAGAAUUUGUUGAUUAAAAAAGAUGUGCAGAGUAAAGAAGAGUUGCAGGAUGAAAGAAAGGCAAAGAAUGCUAUUUUGGCGAAAGAUUAUCGGAAUAGGAUUAAUGCUGUGCAAGUACAAGUCAAAGAAGCGGAACAUGUGCGGGUGAGGUAUAAGGAUAUUCGAUGGAAGUUGCAGGAAGACGCUGCGAAGUUUGAGAGCAAGAUGGCGGAUAUUGAAUUGGAAUUGAAGGCACAAGAGGCUGAAAUACACAAAAUUAAACAGGUUAAUAAAGAAGCCCUGAAAUUACGUUCGGAAGCACGUCAUGCCCUCCAAAAAGAAGAACGCCAAGUCCUCGCGGCGAAUGCAACGCGAGAAAAGCAAACUUACGAAGGAACGCGUCUUGUAGAAGCCCGUCAGUGUGAUCUAGCUCAUCUCGAGAAACAUUUCUACCAAAAGAAACCCCAAAGACCUCAAGAUCAACAAGAAAUCAAUCAAGAAGAAAAUGAUAUUAUCCCUCUUGAAGAAGAAGCCCCCAAAGACCCAGAACAACAACUUAAGGAAGAUAUUGAUAUCCUCAAUGAAGCCACAGGUAGUUCUUGCAUAGAGGAAGUUUUGGCUAAAGUCAAAGGCCAAACAACGACACAAUUAAGACUUAUGACGUUAAGAAAAACCAAAGAGAAGAUUAAAAAUGCAAAACAGAGGAAAUAUGAUGUCACACUGCAUGAAUUAGAAAAGUUGAAGUUUGCAGAUGAUAAGAGCAAUCAACAGAAUCAGGAUGAUGUUGAUGAUGUAAAAUCAAAAAUUCAAGCUGAGAAUACCACCAAGAAAGAAACCGACAUAAAAAUUGAUUACAUCAAUGGAAUUAUCGAGAAAAUCGUUGAUAAAUUACUCAAUACAUAUCUGUGUAUGUAUCAGGAGGAAGAUGCAAAUGUUGAUCAGGCAUCCGCUGUUGAAUUGAUCAAGAAAAUCAACAUUGGGAUUGAAAAUCUUCAACGAGAUGCCCGGGAAAGACCUGCAACUGUAGAAGAAUUAUUAGAGGAAAUGAAUGAACGCGAAGGUAACUGGCUGCCAGAACCUUAUAAUGACAUUGUACGACGUACUCCUGUGAUUAAUUCAGGAGCACCAACACCAGUUCCAGCACAAUCUGUUGCAGGUGGUAGUGAAGAUGAAGAAGAGCUCCCCACAAGAAAUUACCUCAAACGCCAAGCGCAGCUCGUCGUCGACGCGAAAAACAAACGCAAAACAAUGCGUUUCCCGAUCCCUAAAACUAAAUAAAACGUUAAACAAUCACUACACUCAUCAACUAAUAAAUUCGAAUGUUGUAUAAA